Melospiza georgiana is the source of this 9259-nucleotide messenger RNA. It is a transcript of the gene FGD4, whose product is annotated as FYVE, RhoGEF and PH domain containing 4. Bases 110 to 2644 code for a protein of 844 amino acids. Gene Ontology annotation, cellular component: cytoplasm. Gene Ontology annotation, molecular function: zinc ion binding; guanyl-nucleotide exchange factor activity. Gene Ontology annotation, biological process: filopodium assembly; cytoskeleton organization. The transcript is spliced from 17 exons. NCBI's taxonomy places the organism in Eukaryota, Metazoa, Chordata, Aves, Passeriformes, Passerellidae. The record is from RefSeq and is a predicted model, not a curated record.
CUGGCGACUUGUAGGGCUUGUCAAUGGCAUCAGUGUGAGCCUCUGGUGGGGUCAUUGCCAUUGCAAAAGCAGCUCCUCGUGCAGUGGUACUGGAUUACGUUUGCAAACAAUGUCUUCUGAACCAGGCAGCAGCAUCUGUCCAAAGCCCUUGAUACUGUCCAGGGCUUGUGCAGCAGGUGCCACAGCCAGGCUUGUGGAGCAGAAUGUACGCUACGACGCGGCUCAGGGAAUAAAUGGAAGUGUGCCACUCAGACAGUCCCCACGCUCAGCUGCAAGUCCAAAGCCACAAGUGCCUCCAAAGCCAGUUCAUCUGCAGAAGGCAACAUACCAAACCCCUAGGCAUAAAGCUUUAACAAACCAGAAACCAAGAAUGGAGGAAGAGACACCUGCUGCUGUUUCUAGUGUCACAAAGGAAAAGUCCAGUAAAGUGUCAGAUCUCAUCAACCGUUUUGAGGGAGGCAGCUCCCUGAACCCUAGCGACUUCAAGAAAGACCCCUCCGUUCUCCACAUCACUAAAUCUCAAGGAAGAUAUGGGUCCGCUCCAUCACCUCAGCCAAAACUCCCCUCCCAGCACUCACUACAGACACAGGGAACCAGUAGCACUGACAGAACUCAGGUUGCACAGCUGCCCACGGCCAACGGCGUGGCGGAGCAGGAGGAAGAGGAGCGGCGAUCGCCGGAGCGCGGCUCGGCCGCGUCCACCCCGCUCCCGGACGGGGCCACGGACAGCAGCUUGACCAACGGGGAAGGAGAGAGCGCUCACACAGAGCCCCUGCCAGCUGAGGCUGCCUGCGAGGAGCAGGUGCUCAACAGCUGCCACAGGACUCCCAGCGGUGACGCGCUGCUCCCACCCGACAGCGAAACUCUAGGAAUUGAUGCUGAUGUCAAGGAGGAGCCGGCUGAGGAAAGCAGUAAACAAGAUCAACCUGUAGAAAUAAAGGAGACAGAUGAGCAGAAACGUCACAAAAUUGCCAAUGAACUUCUGCAAACAGAAAAGGCCUACGUUAGCCGACUGGACCUCCUAGAUGGGGUAUUCUAUUCCAGACUCCUUGAGGAAGCCAACCGAGGUUCGUUUCCACCUGAAGUGAUUAAUAAAAUAUUCUCCAACAUUUCAUCGAUAAAUGCCUUCCACAGUAAAUUCUUACUUCCGGAACUUGAAAAAAGAAUGCAGGAAUGGACCACCACCCCUAGGAUUGGAGACAUUCUGCAGAAGCUGGCUCCUUUCCUCAAGAUGUACGGCGAGUACGUGAAGAAUUUCGACAACGCGAUGGAACUGGUGAAAACGUGGACUGAGCGGUCACCUCAGUUCAAAUUCAUUAUCCAAGACAUUCAGAAGGAAAAAGUGUGUGGAAAUUUGACAUUGCAACAUCACAUGCUAGAACCAGUCCAACGCAUUCCACGCUACGAGAUGCUUCUAAAGGACUACCUAAGGAAAUUGCCUCAGGAUUCCCUAGACUGGAAAGAUGCUGAAAAAUCCCUGGAAAUUAUAUCCACUGCAGCAAGUCACUCAAAUAGUGCAAUAAGAAAGAUGGAGAAUCUAAAGAAGUUGUUGGAGAUCUAUGAGAUGCUGGGAGAGGAGGAAGACAUUGUGAACCCUUCAAAUGAGCUGAUCAAAGAAGGGCAGAUCCUUAAGCUGGCUGCUCGCAACACGUCUGCCCAGGAGCGCUACCUUUUCCUGUUUAACAAUAUGUUGCUCUACUGCGUCCCCAAAUUCAGCCUGGUAGGAUCCAAGUUCUCGGUUCGAACCAGAGUUGGCAUAGAUGGCAUGAAGAUUAUAGAAACCCAUAAUGAAGAAUAUCCACACACUUUCCAAGUGUCUGGGAAAGAGAGGACAUUGGAGUUGCAGGCCAGUUCUGAACAGGAUAAAGAAGAAUGGAUAAAGGCACUUCAGAGUACUAUUGAAGCUUUUCAGCAGAGGAAUGAAACUUUCAGAAAUGCUAUUGCUAAAGAAUAUGAAGACAUGCCUGUUGAAGUCUCUAAUGCUGAGCUUGGGAAGAGGGCGCCGCGGUGGAUCCGGGACAACGAGGUCACCAUGUGCAUGAAGUGCAAGGAGCCCUUCAACGCGCUGACGAGGAGGAGGCACCACUGCCGAGCCUGCGGACAUGUGGUUUGCUGGAAAUGUUCCGAUUACAAAGCACAUCUCGAAUAUGAUGGCAACAAAUUGAACAAAGUCUGUAAAGAUUGCUAUCAUGUUAUAAUUGGUUGUACAGACAGUGAAGAAAAGAAGAGGAAGGGCAUCUUGGAGAUUGAAUCUGCAGAAGUCUCUGGAAACAGUGUCAUAUGUAGCUUUCUUCAGUACAUGGAGAAGUCCAAGCCCUGGCAGAAGGCAUGGUGUGUCAUACCCAAACAGGAGGCUCUUGUGCUCUACAUGUAUGGUGCUCCACAGGAUGUGAAAGCUCUGGCUACAAUUCCUCUUCUGGGCUACACAGUGGAUGACACCCCAAAAAGUGCUGACCUCCCCCACAGCUUCAAACUGACCCAGUCCAAGUCUGUGCACAGCUUUGCUGCAGACAACGAGGAACUGAAACAGAAGUGGCUCAAAGUUAUCCAUUUAGCUGUCAAAGGUGAGACACCAGAAUGUCAAAAUGAACUGCAAGUGAAUUUAGAAGAGCAGCCUGAAUCUUCUAAAAGAUCUGAAUGCUGAAGCACAGGAACACGUGGCAUUUUUAAAAAUUUUUAGUUGAAAUUGUGGUUAACCUUUGUGUUAACCUUUCUUUGCUCAAUCAAGGAAAAAAAAAAAAAAAGAAAAACUUCCUACUACCGUACACAUCUUGGCACUUUAUGUUUGGGAAAGAAUUCUGGUCUUUUUAGGGAUCUUUUUCUUAUAUUUAUGUUCUGUCAAUAAAAGUGAUGUACAGGUCCAUUUCAGAGACUUUUAAAAAAAAUGUGAAUGCUAUUAAAAAUACUUACUAACUUUACUGUACUACUUGUUCGUUGUAAUGCAAUUUUUUUAAAAUCCAGUUGCUCUUCAGUUAACAUUUAAGAAUGCAAAUAUUUGAAGCCUCCUACUUACAUGUUAGGACUUGCAACAGGAUAAAAGAUAUACCUCCACAUUGCCAAAAUAGAUCUGUACUUAAAUAUGCAGGGACAGUUUGGUUCAAUGUAUGUAGUUUAUAGAUUGAUUUCCACAGUUCUGUACAUAUGUUGUAUUCACUUGUAUCUUUUUAAUUAAAGUAAUGCAAAUUGCUUUCACAGGUAUAUUGGCUUUUAAGGUUUCAAUUUAUCAAGGAAACAAUCUAAUGAUUUUCAAUGUAGAAAUAAAUAGCUAAAAUAUGAGAAAACUAUAUAUAAUAUAUGUACAGUAUUAAAAAUGUACAAUACUUGAUUAUUGCUUUGAUUUCAUGAUACUGGGUUCUUAUUAGUGAAUAAUUUAUUUUUUAAAAAGCAUGUUUUCUAUUUGAAAUUAAACACAGUCCUAAAUUGAAAAAUACUGUUCAGUGAUUUGUUUUAAUAGCUGACACUUAAUGAUCUUGACAUUUUUAUGCAUCAAAGAAUUGACAGUAAUGUAAGUGGCAUGCAAUGGACAAAUGAGUUCCAGUUGUGUUUAAACAAGUAGUCGCUUUUCUUCAGUGUCCUAUCACUGUUAGCUUUUAAGAGUGCAGUAGUUUGUUGCUCAAAUGCAGUAUGUGGUUUGAGAAAAGCAACAGAUACUAGUAACCUUCUGGGAAUGUGUCUUUUUGCUAUUAUGGUUAUUGGAGCAAAAGAACAAUUUGAACUUCAGUUUUUUAAUUUUUGUAGAAGAUUAGGUAUUGUAAUGCUUAUUUAUGACAACAAUCUUCAAGGAUUCUUGUUUUAAAGUGGAGCCUGGUUUAUAAAAGUUUAGUAUGAAAUCUGAGCUUGCAAAUGUUAAAUUUUAUGAACUAGCAUUAUUUCUUUCCUGUUCCUGGGUACAAGGACUCAUUGGCUUUACAAUAUUAAGUUCCUUAUGAACUUCCAUUCCUAUUAGAGUUUUUAUACAUAGAGACAAAUGACUUCCAUAAAAUUUUUACUUGAGUGAAAUAUGGCAAACUCAGAGGUAGUGAUUGACUAUCAAUUAAAAUCAUUGCUGUCUUUCCCUUUUGAAACCCUUUAAGGAAGGAAAAUAUGUAACUUCUACAAUCAGCUUGUCAUAAGAACAUUCAGAAGUCUUACUUCUCAAUAAAUCUGCAAUCUGUGUUUUAAAUCAUGUCAAGCUGAAAAGCUCAGGUUCAAUUUUGUUAGUAACAUGACAGAUUUAAAUUGUUGGGUUUUUAUAAUGAGUUUGCCAAACAAAUUAUCCACUGAACUCCUACUCCUGCUUUACUCUUUCUGCAACAUUAUAGGGGAAAAAAAACCCAACUCAUUUGCAUUUAGCAAGGGAUUCAUACCUGUUUGUAGUGUCAGGCACACACGAGCAUGCAGUGUCAUCAUUCCUUCAUAAAAAUGUCAUGUAAGUUAAUGUUAGUGGGAUGGAUUUUGCUCUCACCUGCACAGAUCCAGGAUCUACCAUAUCCUUUAGAUUCCACAGCUUUACACCAGUGUUAAUAAUGAUCAGGACACGGUAUGGUACUAACUCUCCAGCUGACUUGGUGCAUGUCCAUUCUGAAUUCUCUUCCUUGGGUGCUCCCUGGGUCCAGAUUAUUCUGGAUAUAACCCUGGUAUUGCCUUUAUCCAAUGUGCAAGCUCUUCUGUAAUUCUCUUUGGGAUUUUUAGUUACUUCUACUGGCAGCUGUGUUUACCUUUAGCAAUGGGCAGCUCAAGCCUGGUUUGAUUCAUGUUGGUGAAUACCAUCAGGUUUUUGCCAAGGUAAUAUAAGAUCUCCCUAGCUAAUACAUGUAAUCUUACAUACGCCUUGGCAAGAGAGGGGGGAACAUUCAGGUAAGCAAGCAGAACUCUUGGUGGCUAUCUUUCCUUCAUGGCCAUCUCCCAAGAGUGGCUAUCUUCUACAAGAGCCUCAAGUGCAAUUGUGGGGUAUGGAGAGUUGUCUUUCCACAUACCAAUGUAUAAAAACAGUUUCCCAUUGUCAAGGUGUGGAGUAUAAAGGAAGAAGUUGCUUUAGAGGAGUUCUCAGAUAGGAAGGACUGAGAUAUAGUGAAAAUAUGAUGAUAUGACUGUAGAGUCAGUUAGGCUGGAAAAGCCCUCUAAGAUUACUGAGCCAACCAUUGCCCAGCACUGCCAAGUCCACCACUAAACCAUGUCCCUAAGUGCCACAUCCACACACCUUUUAAACACCUUCAGGGAUGGUGACUCAACCCUUUCACUAGGCAGCCUGCUUCACCUCUGUUUUGGUGACAAAAUAUUUUCUAAAAUUCUAUCUAAAACUCCCCUGGUGCAACUUGAGGCCAUUUCAUCUUGUGCUAUUGCUUGUUUCUUGGGAGAAGAAACCAAUCCCCUCCUUGCCAUCAUCUCCUUUCAGAGAGUGAUAAGGUCCCUCCUGAGCCUUCUUUUCUCCAAGCUGAACACUCCCAGCUCCCUCAACCACCUCUCACAGGACUUGUGCUCCAGACCCUUCACCAGCUCUUGUUGCCUUUCUCUGGGCCCAUUCCAGCACUUCCAUGUCCUUCUUAUCCUGUCUCUCAUGUCCCAGAACUGGACAUGGCAUUUGAGGCACAGCCUUGUCCAUGCCAAGUACAGGGGGCAGCCACUGUCCUGUUCCUGCUGACCACACUGCUGCUGGUACAGGGGACAAUCUGGUCCUGCUGGCCACUCUGUUGCUGGUACAGGGCGCAAUCACUGCUCUGGUCCUGCUGGCCACACUGUUGCUGGUGCAGGCCAGGACACUCUUGGCCUUCUUGCCUACCUAGGCCCACUGCUGGCUCUUGUCCAGCUGCUGUCAAACCAGCACUCCCAGGUCCUUUUCCACAAGGCAGCUUUCCAGCCUUUCUUCCCCAGGCCUGUAGUGCUGCAGGGCUUGUCGUGACCCAGCACUAGGCCUUGUUGAACCUCUUGGAGCUGGCUUGGCCCAUUGAUCCAGCCUGUCUGGAUGUCACUGCAGAGCCUUCCUGCUCUCUCAGCAUCCUGCCCAUCUUGGUGCUGUGUAGUACAUUCUGUUUCCACCUGCAAAUCUCAUCCUAAGCCCAUUCCAGUUAAGAGAUUAGAAGUAGCAGUUUCUGUGCUGCCUUAUUGUUAUAGUGGUGUUGAGCAGUUGAAGGUACUUGAAUGGCAGCAUCUCUCAGAUGAAGCCCAGCAUCUGGGCACAAGCAGUUUGAAAUGGGAGUUGCUUGUUUGCAUGUUAGCCUCAUGUUUGUUCUCAGCCAUUAAAUUUUAUACAGGAUAGCACAGGAUAUUUUAUUUACCCUAGUGAAACCCAUUUGUUUGGUCAGAAUUGUUCUCUUCUGAGUCAGAACGCCUUGGCACUCAAAUACAUGGUUGUGUGUAUUUUGUGGGAAAAGUGUAUAUUACCAAUAUUGAAGGACAUCAGAAGAUGGAGAAGUUCUAAAUUUAACCACCCUGUUGCCUUCAUUCUCCACAGACAAACCCUCCUAACAACAGCAUCCCAAACCUGUGCUUUAAACUGUAAAUUACGACUGCAGAGGAACAAAUACAAAGUUGUAGUUGCUGUGGCUUAAGAAUUAUGAUGAAAGCAGUGAAAUUAAAACCAUCAUUCUAACAAGGUAGAAACUGUUCCCAUUUGAGAUAAAUUCUUAAAUUCUGCAAGGAAAAGAAAAAAGGCAUUAAAUUUGGGAGCAUAAAGCUCUGUGUGUAAGGAAUAAACUGUAACUAAGCAUUCAUUCAUAAUGCAUGAAUGCAUGUGAAUUGCUGUGCUGAAUUAUUUAAGUUUUGCAACUCUUGUGUUCAAGUAAUGCUUGUUUCUCACUUUAAAAGUGAUCACUCUUCUGUGCGAUAUAAAGCAGAUAAAAACUUAUUUUAGUGGUUUUAUCUGUGUUCAACCAGAACAAGACUUAAAUUUAUCAUUCAUAUUUUUGGAUCAUAGCAAUAUAUUUUUUGAAAUUACUUAUUUUUUCCCCCUACCAUGGGAAAGUAGUGUAUCAUGAUAUCUGCAUGUCUGCACCAUUCCUCCAGGCCCUCUAAAAAUUCUUUUUUGGUAUCAGGUACUCCUGCUUGGUUGAAGAACUGCUGUAAAACCUGUAUUAUGUAGUAUUUUCAAAUCCCUUUAUGCCAAGUAGUUCUGUUUAUUUCUAAGUGUAUGUAACUUGUAUGUGCAAAAAAGAUAUUGAGAGUACAAAACAUUCUCUUCUAUUUGGAAAGAAUAUUAAACCACUUUAAUUGCAUGUAUAUAUAGUAGCACCUUUUUAUGCAAAACCAUCUCAAAGUGCUUUAUAAAUCUCCUCAAAGAUUCUAACUCUUUUUCAUAGAAAAGAAGAUUUUUAUUGCUCAUGUUUUUAAGUUAUGGAUGAAGGCAAGGCACUGAUUAAAUAUAGAGUAAAUACACUACCACCUAAGUAAAAUUUAGGAGAAAUUAUAGAAGUAUGCUCCACAGACUUCCAAGUGGAGUCAGAAGGAAAAAGAAUAUUUAUAUUGAAACAAGUGGGAAAGAUGUGGAAACACUUGACAGGUUGUUUGGGUUCCUCACCACAUAGCUAGCAUAAAAAAUCAUCAGCUUUUCAUUUCAAGGAAAGAUUAAUUAAAAUUAAGAAAGGGUAGUUAUUUCUUACCCUGAAGGAAAGACUUUCUGGAAAGAAAUAAACAUUCCAUGUAGAAAUAAUCCUAAGCAAUAACAAAAGGUCUUUCUCCAUAUAGCUGGUAUAAACUAGCAUGGGCCUGCUGGAGCUAUUAUACCCUCAGUGAUUUAAAUUUAUAUACAAUCUGCCUUACAUAAUAUAAGGACACUUGUGGAAGAUGAAACUUCCACCAUUAGGGAGCUGAUGUGAUACCAGGUCUCACCUGGACUCACAGAGCUCAGGUGAAGUUCAAAUGGGGGUAAUGGAUGUAGGGGUGAAUGUAAACAACUGGAAAUAUAUAUCCAAAAUAAAUUACUGGAGAGAAGUAAUUUCGUGGCAGAACUGACUACCCUUAAUGUAAAUCCAUUCUUAGUCUCUGUGGUGUACUGUUAUUUGAAAUCUGAAAUUAAAUACAUGGGGUUAAUGUUUUUUGCUCUAGUCUGUGGCCCUGUUGGUGUGAGGAAUUUAUCCAGCUGGUUCUGACCCAUGGGACUGUAGUAUGUUCCUCAGAUAGGAGUUUUAAUCUGCUAGUCAGAUUGUUUCCUAAUUCCUUCUCCUUUAACAGAUGAUAACAUUAAUUUAAUGAUUACAUAUGUGUGUGUAUAUACACAUAUGCAUAUGUAUGUGUGUAUAUGUAUAUAUGUCUAUUUAUAUAUUUGAGACUAUUAUUCAGAUGACUUGUUUUCAAGCAGUAUUUUACAAUCAAAAAAGAUACACUGUGCUGCAUUCAAAAUAGAAUGUAUAAUGAUUGUGUUGAGUAUGCUUUCCAGAAAAAGAUGGAGGUUGAUCUGCUAUUGUGGCAUGUUUACUAUUUCAGCCUAUAAAAACAAACACACAAGCCCUCACAAACAUGCUAAUUCCAGUGAGGCAUUUCAAUCAGCUUCCUUUGAAACCCUGUGAUUAAAUUUCUACCUAGAAUAAACCAUGGCAUUUUAUUUCACCCUUUCCUCUUCCUAGCACAAGUGAAUGUAGAACAUGCUUUAUUCUCAAAAUCCUCAAGCAGAUUUCUUUGAAUAAAAUAUGUUUUCAGCCACUGCUGAACACCAGCCUACUUCUGUUUAUAGUUCAUCCUCGUAGAUUCAUUAAGUAUUUAUGGUGGAAACAUUCAGAAAAGAGGGAACUAUAUCAAAGCAUUUUUGCAUCUAUGUGCCCUGGUAUUUUUAAGCCAAAUUUGUUGCAUGUAGAGAACAGUUUGCAAUAGAAAUAUUAUUUUUUCUAUCAUUCUAUUUUCUAUUCUGCAGCUGUUAAGGUAGAUUAAUACAGUAAUUUUAGUGGGAGCUGUAUCAGCUGUAAUGUUUAACAUCAGAAUUACAGGCUAUACAUGUUCCAUUUCCCUUCAUUAUGGAAGCAUUUCUGAUUUUAAUUGCAAAAAGAUUUUCUAAAAAAUUAAUAAUUGGAAGAAUUGUAAAUUUGUUUUGGUUUUGCAAUAAAGUGAAUAAUGUUAAAAAGGUGAAAUACAAAUGCCAUUGUAAGUUGUGCAAAUGUAAGUCGUCAUUUUUAUGGUUGAGAAAUAUAUGAAUGUAAAAAUGUUGAAGAUAUUGUACAUAUUUUCUGUAAUAUAUGUAUAUUUGAUCCUAAGGUGGGUGGAGAAUUGUAAAAAUUAAGCACUUUAAUUCAUGUUGAGUACCUAAAAAGAACAGAAAUUUGUAUCCUGUAAAAUAAAAGCAUCAUUAAAUAAG